UGAAGGAGCUGCUCCAGCUCGCGGCUCCGGGAAUUUGGGGCUCGCCCUCUCCAACGGCCCCUCGGCUCGGGGAAGGGGCUAGGCGGCGACGGGCACGGACAGGGGCCACCGUGGAAAACCCGGCCCCAGCCAAGCCAGGGAGGACCCCUUCUACCAAGAGACUCCUGCCUGCACCCAGAAGCGCCCACGGCCCCCUGCCCUCCAUGAGGCCCUCCAGCCAGAGGGUAGGCAUGGCGAGUUGGGGAGGCGCCUGCCUUCUCAGCCCUUUGGCCGUGCUCUGCCUCUGCCCCUUGCUGGGCGUGGCACAGUACGAGAACUGGCAGUACCACUACCCGGAGUACUUCCAGCAGCCCGCUCCCGAGUACCACCGGCCUCAGGUGCCCUCUGAUGUCGCCAAGAUCCAGCUACGCCUGGCGGGACAGAAGCGGAAGCACAGCGAGGGGCGGGUAGAGGUGUAUUAUCAAGGCCAGUGGGGCACCGUCUGCGAUGAUGACUUCUCCAUCCACGCUGCCCACGUCGUCUGCCGGGAGCUGGGAUACGUGGAGGCCAAGUCCUGGACGGCCAGCUCCUCCUAUGGCAAGGGGGAAGGGCCCAUCUGGUUGGACAAUAUCCACUGCACUGGCAAAGAGGCGACCCUUGCAGCCUGCACCUCCAAUGGCUGGGGCGUCACCGACUGUCAGCACACAGAAGACGUGGGUGUGGUGUGCAGUGAGAAAAGGAUUCCUGGGUUCAAAUUCGACAAUUCAUUGAUCAACCACGUAGAGAACCUGAACAUCCAGGUGGAGGACAUCCGGAUCCGACCCAUCCUCUCUGCCUACCGCAGGCGCACCCCGGUGACCGAGGGCUACGUGGAGGUGAAGGAGGGCAAGGCCUGGAAACAGAUCUGCGACAAGCACUGGACGGCCAAGAAUUCCCGCGUGGUCUGCGGCAUGUUUGGCUUCCCUGGGGAGAAGACGUACAACACCAAAGUGUACAAAAUGUUUGCCGCCCGGAAGAAGCAGCGCUAUUGGCGGUUCUCCAUGGACUGCACGGGCACAGAGGCCCACAUUUCCAGCUGCAAGCUGGGCACGCAGGUGACGCGGGACCCCGUGAAGAAUGUCACCUGUGAGAAUGGGCUGCCGGCUGUGGUGAGUUGCGUGCCUGGCCAGGUCUUCAGCCCUGAUGGACCUUCGAGAUUCCGGAAAGCCUACAAGCCAGAGCCCCUGGUGCGGUUGAGAGGUGGUGCCAACAUCGGGGAGGGCCGAGUGGAGGUGCUCAAGAAUGGUGAAUGGGGUACUAUCUGCGAUGACAAGUGGGACCUGGUGUCUGCCAGCGUGGUCUGCAGAGAGCUGGGCUUUGGGAGUGCCAAAGAGGCCAUCGUUGGCUCCCGGCUGGGGCAAGGGAUAGGACCCAUCCAUCUCAAUGAAAUUGAGUGCACUGGGAAUGAGAAGUCCAUCAUAGACUGCAAAUUCAAUGCCGAGUCCCAGGGCUGCAACCACGAGGAAGAUGCUGGUGUGAGAUGUAAUAUCCCUGCCAUGGGCUUCCAGAAGAAGCUGCGCCUGAAUGGGGGCCGAAACCCCUACGAGGGCCGGGUGGAGGUGCUGGCAGAGAGGAACGGGUCCCUCGUAUGGGGGACGGUGUGCGGCGAGAACUGGGGCAUUGUGGAGGCCAUGGUGGUCUGCCGGCAGCUGGGCCUGGGGUUCGCCAGCAAUGCCUUCCAGGAGACCUGGUAUUGGCACGAAAACAUCAAUGCCAACAAAGUGGUCAUGAGCGGAGUGAAGUGCUCGGGAACGGAGCUGUCCCUGACGCACUGUCGCCAUGAUGAGGACGUGGCCUGCCCCCAGGGCCAAAUGCAGUAUGGGGCUGGAGUCGCCUGCUCAGAAACCGCCCCUGACCUGGUCCUCAACGCGGACAUUGUCCAGCAGACCACCUACCUGGAGGACCGGCCCAUGUUCGUACUCCAGUGCGCCAUGGAGGAGAGCUGCCUCUCGGCCUCGGCCGCCCAGACCAACCCCACCACGGGCUACCGGCGGCUGCUGCGCUUCUCCUCCCAGAUCCACAACAAUGGCCAGUCUGACUUCAGGCCCAAGAACGGUCGCCAUGCGUGGAUCUGGCACGACUGCCACCGGCACUACCACAGCAUGGAAGUAUUCACCCAUUAUGAUCUCCUGAAUCUCAAUGGCACCAAAGUGGCAGAGGGCCACAAAGCCAGCUUCUGCUUGGAGGACACAGAAUGUGAAGGAGACAUCCAGAAGAAUUACGAGUGUGCCAACUUUGGUGAGCAGGGCAUCACCAUGGGUUGCUGGGACGUGUACCGCCAUGACAUCGACUGCCAGUGGGUGGACAUCACCGACGUGCCUCCUGGAGACUACCUGUUUCAGGUUGUCAUUAACCCUAACUACGAGGUGGCAGAGUCUGACUACACCAACAACAUCAUGAAGUGCAGGACCCGCUACGAUGGCCACCGCAUCUGGAUGUACAACUGCCACAUAGGUGGUUCCCUCAGUGAAGAGACGGAAAAAAAGUUCGAGCACUUCGGUGGACUCUUGACUAACCAGCUGUCCACGCGGUAAGGCAGCCCGCGGGCCACCUCCUGCCUCCGGACCACAGCUCAUCUUCCCCAGCCGCCGGCUGAUGGCUGGAUCGCCACACUCCCCCUCGCCCAGCCCAGCCCCUGCCCCGUCUGAACACUGCGGCCGCGUCCAAGCCCAGGAGGAAGGGGUGUUCCUGACAUUCGCUGGGCGCUGCUACAUAGAGCCUGGGAGGCCUCUGGGAACGAGCUUGUCUGCAAGGCCCUGGCAGCAGUGCCACCAGCCAUCUUGUCCAGGACCCCAGGUUGUCAUCAACUUGUCCCAUCCAAACCCCAGCCCCCGUCCCCGCCAAGUCUGACACCACCCUGCUCAGCUCACCACUGAUCAUACGGGGCUUACCAGCCCGAGGUAGUCAGGCUGAAUCCCAUUUCUCCUCCUCUUAGGUCCUUUCCAGCCAACUUGAUUGUCUAGAGCUCUCUUCCAAUUAAACGAACUGCCUCCCCCCCACCCCAUUCUAUUCACAUAUAGAAAUAAGCUGCCAUGUUUUCUGAGCGGUGAGCUCAAGAGUUGGUGCUUCUUCCCCCAGCCCUUGCGUCCUCUUAUUUUUCAAGAUGCCAUUAUUAUAUUAUAUUUUCAUGGACUUUGAAAUACAAAGUAGUGGUAUUUAAUACUGGCGAUCUAGGCCUUUGAAAAUAUAGCUCAAAAGGAAAGCCCGCCCACCUGUGUAAGUGACUCACGUUUCUGUCAUUCUGAUUCUGCGGGUAACUGUUAACGGUGCUAUAACCAGGGUCCUGGGUGACAAGGACACUACCGAACACCAUGUGUCAUCAUGGACACUUACACAUACUUGAAACUUGGAAUAAAAGAUCUAUGAUUCU
This is a messenger RNA of Miniopterus natalensis, 3388 nucleotides long. The record is from RefSeq and is a predicted model, not a curated record. NCBI's taxonomy places the organism in Eukaryota, Metazoa, Chordata, Mammalia, Chiroptera, Miniopteridae.